This is a messenger RNA of Anneissia japonica, 1348 nucleotides long. RefSeq names its product organic cation transporter protein-like. Gene Ontology annotation, molecular function: transmembrane transporter activity. Gene Ontology annotation, biological process: transmembrane transport. Gene Ontology annotation, cellular component: membrane. Lineage: Eukaryota; Metazoa; Echinodermata; Crinoidea; Comatulida; Comatulidae. The record is from RefSeq and is a predicted model, not a curated record.
GGGUCAGCAAAUCUACAGAAAUGUUUUUGUUAACUACUGCAUGCCUGCGUUUUAUUUUUGCCUUACGCGUUAUCGAUGCCUGAUGACUGCUCCCGAAGACGUUGAAUAAUCACCAUGAAAUUUGAUAAUACUUUCGCUUACACAGGAGAAUAUGGUCGCUAUCAUAAACUCGUGUCGCUUUCUGUCUGUUCCAUGAUCAUUCCCAUUGCAUUAUUUAAUAUAUGCACAGUGUUUAUCAAUGGAAGCAUGGAUCAUCAUUGUAAAUUGGCAGAAACUGCAAAUUGCAGCGAUGUGGAAGGCGAUGACUGCUGGAAUGCAAAUAUUAGCAUGAGUCUACCACCAGACGACCAGAAAACUCUAUUAAUAAAUGAAACGCAAUGCAGAAUGUAUACAACAAACGAUAAUGAGACGGAGUUGACAAAUUGUGAAUAUGGCUGGAAGUAUGAUAGAUCACAUUAUGACUCCACUAUUGUAUCAGAGUUUAACCUGGUGUGUGAAGAUAGUUAUAAAACAUCCUUGGCUGCGUCGUUGUAUCUUGCGGGAUUUCUCGUAGGUUCUCUGGUGUUUGGGCUUAUGUGCGACUAUUUUGGCAGGAAAGUAACAAUAUUCGUAGCAUUUGCAAUAUUACAGCUAACGGGAGCAUUGAGCGGAUUAGCAAAGUCAUAUUGGUUGUACGCUCUUACCCGCUUCUUAAAUGGAACUGCAAAUGUUGGACUUUUCCUUGCAAUUUUCACCUAUGUGACGGAGUUUGUGGGUCCUUCAAGGCGCGCCAUGAUGGCUGGCAUUACGAACAUGUACUGGUGCCUGGGCUACAUGCUUACAGCCGUCAUCGCCUAUUUCAUCAGAUCUUUCAGAACACUACUCAUUGUUUUCAGUAUAUCUGUGUCACCGCUGUUACUGCUCUGUUUUUUUAUUCCAGAGUCUGCACGUUGGUUACUUGUUAAGAAAAAAACAGAUGAAGCAAAACAUGUUCUUCAACGGAUUGCAAAAGGAAACAAUGUCGGGCUUCCAGAAGAUUUAUUUACAAAUUUAGAAAUAGAUACAACACCUAGUGAAGUUCAGACAAGAAAUACCAGUCCUUUUGAUAUCUUUCGAUAUACCUCCAUGAGGAAGAAAACACUCAACAUUUCCUACAGCUGGUUUUCCAUCGUUCUUGUGUACUACGGUCUGACGUACGGCGUCGAGGGUCUGAAUGUCAAUGUCUAUAUUGGAACCUUUCUUGGCGGUCUUACUGAGGCCUUUGCUUAUCUCUUUACAUGGUUUAUCAUCCAGAAAUUUGGUAGACGUUUGAUGCUUGGGGGAACUCUUAUGACAGGUGGAAUCGCGUGUUUCGUCAACAUUUGGAUUC